Molecule: messenger RNA, 1346 nt
Organism: Anopheles maculipalpis
Lineage: Eukaryota; Metazoa; Arthropoda; Insecta; Diptera; Culicidae
Gene: hgo
Product: homogentisate 1,2-dioxygenase
Exons: 6
Coding region: 9-1322 (437 amino acids)
Biological process (GO): L-phenylalanine catabolic process
Cellular component (GO): cytoplasm
Molecular function (GO): homogentisate 1,2-dioxygenase activity
Source: RefSeq, a predicted model, not a curated record
UCAACAACAUGCCGGAAUAUCAGUAUUUGUCUGGAUUCGGUUCCCACUUCACAUCGGAAGAUGCCCGCUUCCCGAACGCCGUCCCCGAGGGACAAAAUUCACCGCAAAAGUGUCCUUACGGGCUGUACGCGGAGCAGCUGUCGGGAAGUGCCUUUACGGCACCGCGUACCGAAAACACGCGCUCCUGGCUGUACCGCAUCCGGCCAUCGGUCGUACAUCAACCGUUCAAGCGAUUCGAAGGAACGGCACCGUUCCUGCGUGGAACCGGUUGGGAGGAGCAGCACCCAAAUCCGAACCAAAUGCGCUGGAACCCGUUCGAUUUGCCGGCUGACGGUGUGGAGGUAGAUUUUGUGGCUGGAUUGCAUACGGUGUGCGGUGCGGGUGAUGUUCGUUCCCGCCAUGGACUGGCGGUACAUGUGUAUCUGGCCAACUGUUCAAUGAAGGAUACGGCAUUCUACAACUCCGAUGGGGACUUUCUUAUAGUUCCCCAACAGGGUCCACUGGACAUUACGAGCGAGUUUGGACGAUUGUACGUGAAACCGAACGAAAUCUGUGUCAUCCCGCAAGGAAUCCGGUUCAGUGUUGCGCUAGAAGGACCCUCCCGUGGUUACAUCCUCGAGGUGUACGAUGGUCACUUCCGACUGCCUGAUUUGGGUCCAAUCGGUGCAAACGGACUAGCAAACCCGCGUGACUUCCUAACACCAACGGCACACUUCGAGGAUCGCUCGGUGGAAGGGUACCGAAUCGUGUCCAAGUACCAGGGAGCACUGUUUGUCGCUACCCAGGGCCACUCACCGUUCGAUGUGGUCGGCUGGCACGGUAACUAUGUGCCGUACAAGUACGAUCUUGCCCGAUUUAUGGUGAUUAAUUCCGUUAGCUUCGAUCAUUGCGAUCCGAGCAUCUUUACCGUGCUUACCUGCCCGAGCAAUCGGCCCGGUACGGCUAUUGCUGACUUUGUUGUUUUCCCCCCGAGAUGGUCCGUGCAGGAGCAUACCUUCCGUCCGCCAUACUAUCACCGCAAUUGCAUGAGCGAAUUUAUGGGACUGAUAUUCGGUCGGUACGAAGCAAAGGAGGGUGGUUUUUUACCUGGUGGAGCCUCACUCCACUCCAUGAUGACACCGCACGGCCCAGAUCAUCGGUGCUUCGAGGGAGCCUCCAAUGCGGAACUUAAGCCGGAACGCAUUGCCGAUGGAACGCAGGCAUUCAUGUUCGAAUCGUCGUUGAGUAUGGCCGUUACGCGCUGGGGUGAAGAAACGUGUCAGAAGCUGGACGCACGGUACUACGAAUGUUGGCAAGCGUUGGAAAAGCAUUUUCACUUGUGAAUGGUAAAAUUGCAGCAUUUAAAA